ACAGUCGGACCCGGGCCAGAGCGGGGAGAAUCACGUCUUUCCACUUUAGGACAGCUUCCCGGUUCAACAUUCUUCCGUCCCCGCAGCCGAGGGAGGCACUCCUCCAUCAGCGCAAAGCUGUGAUGAACGUCACCUCACAAGACCUAAUAACUAUAAUCUAAAUGCGAUAUAUCCCGAUGAAUGAAUGAAUUCUUACAUCCUCAACAGGACUCUGGGGUCCAUUCAUCCAUCCACGUUUCAUGUCGCGCAGACAACUCGCCUUGUCCUAAACCUUGAGCCGGCGCCCGGUAUACGCUUCUCCAGUCAGCACAAUACUCAAUUGGCGCAUGGUCGAUCCCAAGAUAUUCCAGAUGGGUCCUUGGACUUGGGCUUAGAAGAAGAGACGUUUGCUCAUCGAGCCGGAGUCAAAGUACUUGCCAUUGAUAACAAUGAAGGCAGAUUGUACGCCCCCUCUCGUCCCCAGUUGCAAGUCUUCAUACUGAAGGCUAUCUCAGCAUGGUCUCCGGCGGCGCAGACCCGUCCAUUCACCUAUGGGAUCUGGAGUCCCGCGGAUCCGAGCUGAAUCAUGUCCAUCGCUCGGUGGCAUCGGUCAAUAAGGCGUCGCAUGAGGAUGCGCACACGCAUGCGAUCACCUCCAUCUCGAUCUACCCCUUCGAUCCGACGCCGUCGACCAUCCUGACCACCUCGCACGAUGGCACGCUCAAGCUCUCCGCACUGUCUCCGGAGGCCAUCAUCCCCGUGCACACGUUCCGCCUCGACUGCACGCCGUACACCCACGCCAUGUCCUCGCACCCGGGCGCCCCGCUCCUCAUCGCCGUGGGCACCUCCGAGAAAGCCGUGCGCCUGCUGGACCUGCGCUCGGGGCUAUCAACGCACGGCCUGCCCGGCCACGAAUCCGCGGUGCUCUCCGUCGCGUGGGCGCCGCACCAGCCGCAUAUUCUGGCGACGGCCUCCACGGAUAACCGGGUGAUCCUCUUCGACAUCCGCCGCGGCGGGCACAACUCCGCCAUCGCGGCGCUGCACAUGGACGACGCGGUGGGCCUCGUGCGUGCCCCCACCACCGCCCCGCCCUCCUACCAACCGCGGCCGGCCUUCUCGCCGCAUGUGCGCGCGCACAACGGGGCCGUCACGGGCGUCCGGUGGACGUCGACCGGCUCGCACCUCGUCACCGCCGGGCAGGACGCCCGGAUCCGCGUCUGGGACGCGGGCACCGGGGCGAACACGCUGGUGCACUUCGGGCCCCGCGUGCGCAACAGCGUCUCCUCCCACCUGGCAGAGCGGGCGCCGCUCGUCGUCCCGCGGGGUCUCAUGGCGGCCGGGCAGGAGACGCUCCUGUGGCCGAAUUUCAACGAGCACGACGACCGCGGCGAGAUCUACAUGUUCGAGCUCCGCGAAGGAGCGUACAUCAAACGGCUCCGGGUGCCCGGACUGGCGACCACCGGACCGCAAUUUCGUGGCCGGUCGACCGCAUUGAGCGCCGCACGGAUCAACUCGCUUGCCUGGCGCGGCAACGGGGCAUCCGGCGAGGGGAUCGAGAUGUUCUCCGCUCACGGCGACGGCACCAUCCGCGGCUGGGUGUCGAGGGAGCCGAAAGGGGAACCGGACGAGGCGGAGGAGGCCGAGCGAGCCGACCGCAAACGCAAACGCGAUGUACUGGACGAGAUCUACCGUGGCUUUAUCGGUUGAUCGUGCUGGUAUACACAUAUAUAUACCAAUGUAGCAUACGCAGAUACAUCCACAUGAAUAUACAUGCACAUUUAUAUUCAACUACAACGGGUGGAAUUGAUCAUGACCAUAUCAUGCGAUUCUCAUUAUACAACAAUCAAGACCCGUCCAAAAC
Molecule: messenger RNA, 1840 nt
Organism: Aspergillus fijiensis CBS 313.89
Lineage: Eukaryota; Fungi; Ascomycota; Eurotiomycetes; Eurotiales; Aspergillaceae
Product: WD repeat protein
Exons: 1
Coding region: 496-1686 (396 amino acids)
Biological process (GO): proteasome-mediated ubiquitin-dependent protein catabolic process; transcription-coupled nucleotide-excision repair; protein polyubiquitination
Cellular component (GO): nucleotide-excision repair complex; Cul4A-RING E3 ubiquitin ligase complex
Molecular function (GO): protein binding
Source: RefSeq, a predicted model, not a curated record